Ostreobium quekettii is the source of this 642-nucleotide messenger RNA. Lineage: Eukaryota; Viridiplantae; Chlorophyta; Ulvophyceae; Bryopsidales; Ostreobiaceae. The record is from the annotation of a GenBank genome assembly.
AUGGCCGCGUUCGCGCGCUACGUCUCGCGCACUUCCACCCAGAUGGGCCGCGGACUCGGCGGCGCAUUGAUGCCCAGCGUCGGCUUCCGCCAGGCCGCCUGCGCCUCGCGAAAGGACUCCAGGAGGGCUUUCGGGGGCAGGGGAUUCUUCCCCAUCAGCGCGCUCGCUGUCGGCGACAAGUUGCCGUCAUCCACGUUCAACUACUUCGACGUGGAGGGCAACAUGCAGGAGAUCACAACAGAGGAGCUCUGCAAGGGCAAGAAGGUUGUGCUUUUUGCUGUUCCUGGUGCCUUCACACCCACCUGCAGUUUGAAGCACCUGCCUGGCUUCAUCGAAAAGGCAGAUGACCUGAAAGCCAAGGGAGUGGAUGCCAUUGGUUGUGUGGCUGUGAAUGACGCCUUUGUGAUGGACGCCUGGGGAAAGUCUGUGGGCAGUGGAGACAAGGUCAUGAUGUUGGCCGAUGGGAGCGCGUUGUUUGCAAAGGCCAUUGGUGUGGAGCUUGAUCUCACAGACAAGGGCCUGGGCAUGCGGUCUAGGCGAUAUGCGAUGCUCGUCGACGACAUGGAGGUCAAGGUCCUCAACCUCGAGGAGGGUGGAGCCUUCACAGUGAGCAGUGCAGAAGAGAUCUUGGGGGCCUUGUGA